AUGUUGGGAUCUGCACGGGGGACGCGGCCCCGGCCCCGGCCCCGGCUCCGUCUGUGUCCCACUCACCGGAGCGCUGCGUCCGUGUUGACGUGUGCCUUUGCGGCUCUAGGCAGGGCAACGCUGGUAUACGCCCAGCCGGCUCUGCCAUACAUCCCCACCAGCAUCCUGCUGCCCUCCGAUUCCGAAGGGAAUAGCAGCCCAGUGGCCUACAUCUUCGCGCCGAGCGCCGACAGCCCCGGCGCAGUCGACUUCCUCGCGCUCGACGUCUCCUCCACGCUCCGGGCGUCUUCCCUGCAGCCGACCAGACUCGCAUCGGCCCUGCCCUUCACCGGAAACGGCACCACCUUUGCGCCCUCGCUCCUCCCCAACGGCACCAUCGCCGUCGUGGUAGGCGACUGCGCGCCGGGCUCUGCCUCUUCGCUCUGGACCACCAUGCCGGACCCAGCCACUACUACUACUAGUAGUAGUACUACUACGAAGAAGGAACCGGAAUGGACCAGCCACUCCAUCGCGCCUUUCUCGGGCUGGGACUACGCACAGAGCGGGCCGUACCAUCUAGGCGGCAUCCUCAGCUUCUCGGCCCAGCUCAGCCCCGUGCUCUCCCCGCCGACGCUGUACCUCUACGGCGGGAUGUGUCCGCUGCCUAAUCCAUCAUCCUCAUCCCCAUCAUUGUCAUCAGGAGAAGAAGAAAAUAACUGGCAAUCCGACGCGCGGUACUCGAACCGCAUGCUCCGCCUCACGUCUUCCUCUUCCUCUUGGGACCUCUCCUACGCCCCCGGCGCACAACCCGUCGUCGCGGCAGCGGGCUUCACCCUCACCGCCCUCCCGCCGUCGCUCACCAAUCUUUCUACUACUAGUACUACUAGCAACUCCGAGAAGGGUGGUAGUAGUAGCGGUAGUAGUAGGAUAGUGACACAGCAAACAAGCCACGUCAUGCUGGGUGGCCACACCACGGCCCACGCCUUCGUCAACAUGAGCACCGCCGCGAUCUGGUCGCUGCCUGAGGAGACUUGGUCGUUUGUCACCAUCUCUUCCCCCCUUUCUUCUUCUGGAGGAACGAAAACAGAUCUAGCCCGCCGCCGUCAAGCUGGUGCUGGUUCUGGUUCUGAGGCUGAUGUGGUGGUGGUGGACAGCAGGUCCGGACACACGGCGGUGCUGAGUGCCGACGGGACGCGGCUGGUUGUGUAUGGUGGGUGGGUCGGGGAUGUGGACACGCCUGCGGUGCCGCAGCUGGCUGUGCUUAGGUUGGGGGUUCCUGGGUUGAGUGAGUGGGCGUGGGAGAUUCCUUCUGACACCCCACAAGAUGGGGAGGAGGAUGGGAUAGGGGGAGGGGUGUAUGGGCAUGGCGCGGCGCUGUUGCCGGGGAAUGUCAUGAUGGUGUAUGGCGGGUAUGAGAUUGUGCCUGAAGGGGGGAAAGGAGGGGUGGUGAAGAGGAGACGGGCGGGUGGCGGGAGGGUGUUUUACAAUAUUACCAGUGGUCGCUGGUCGGAGGAGUAUGUCAGUCCGCUGACGCACCUUGGGAGUAGCGGAAAUGGUGGUGGGAGUACGAGUGAUGCCGGGGGUGGUUCUACUAGUAGUAGUUCGCCCGGCCCCUCGGACAAUGGGGAUGCUCCCAGCAGCGCCGACGACUCCUCACGCAAACGACAGAUCAGCCUCGGCGUCGGGCUCGGCGUCGGCGGUCUCAUCCUACUCCUUCUCGCGGCUCUCGGCGCCCGGUGGUUCCGGCGCCGACAGAAGCGCCGGGCCGCGCGGGACGAGACGCUCCGCAGCCUGGCCCAGGGCGUGGGCGUCAACGGGUCUCUGCCCCGGGGCCUCGGCGAGGACGACGACGAGAUGCUGGAGCGGGAGUACGCCGGCACGGGCCUCUUCCCCUGGACCGCCGCGGCCGCGCGGGAGUGGUACACCGGCGGCGGCGGGCCUUACACGCAGGGGCGGCGCUCACUUGGGGGCUACGAGAGCCUCCGCAGGCCGGGGCCGUCGCUCCAGUAUUACAUCCCGCCGCCGCCGUCGCCAUCGAGCGCCUCGAGCGGUCGGUUGAAGGGCGCCAGGGGCCUCCACCAGCCGACAUACGAUUUCGCCCCGCUCGGUCGCGCUCGGAACGGGAUCGAGCCUAUCUACGAAGCGGACGAGGACGAGGAUGGCGAUUUGGCCAAGGAGGGCUGUCCGCUGAGUCCGGACGGGAAUGAAGAACACGACGAUGGCGACGACCCGUUUGUCACGCCGACCACCCUCAGCAGCCCGCGACACUCCAACUCGCCGACGCCGCCCCCUUCUCGCGGGCAUGCACAUGCACAUGGACAAGGACAGGGAAGCCAGCAGCAAGAUCCGGACGUCCAGGGCUGGGUGAGCGACGUGGACGCCCCUACUACUACUAGUAGUAGUACUAGUACAGGCCGCUUGUCCCCGCUGCGCCGCGCACUCUCGAUCAAAUCCACCAGAUCAGCGAAAUCGCCCUCGGCGGGAGCACAGCGGGCUACUAUUACUACUGUAGUAGGCUCAGCCUUCUCCUCCUCCCCUACCACAUCAUCCCAACCCUCCCUGUCAGACGACGGCAGCCACCGCACGGGGAGCAACCUCUCGGAGCGCAGCAGGCCAGGCACGGGAGGUCCUUGGGCGGAGGAUAGAGUCCUCCUUUCCCGACUGCAUUCCACGCUAUCCACCACCGUGGCCGCAGGGGAGAACACUAUUAUUACUACUAUUGGUGGUAGUGGUAAUAGUAACAAGGUAGGGGGGCGAACGAGAAGCGACAGUGCAACAUCGACAUCUGCAUCCGGAAAAAGCUACAGCACCGCCAAGUCGCAUCUGAACUUUGCCGUGCUGCGGGAGGAGGGACCUGGGCUGUUGAUGGGCACUACUACUGCUGCUAGUAGUGGUAGUACUACUACUUGUACUAAAGAAGGGGAUGGAAGAAUGGGGGAGGACGAGGAGGGAGAAGAGGAGGAGGACCAGUGGCUGCAUGUGCAUGACUAUAAUGAGCCAGGCAGUCCGAGCAAGACCAAGCCACACCACCACCACCAACAACAAAAACUGCGGCGCAGCUGGCUGAGGAGUCUCAAGCGCGUGUUCAGCGGCGGCACGCCCACACCCACCACGACCGAGGCCGGGAGCAGCAGCGGCAGUGGCAGUCCGACGCGGGAAGCGCUGCUCUGGUCUUCGUCGGACUACUACGACGAGCUGUUUGGCACUACUACUACUACUGGCGGCGGUAGUGGUGGUGGUGGUUUACAGAGACGGAGACAACAGCAACAGCAACAGCAGGAUGAACUGGACGACUGGGACCGGGACAUUGAGCGCGCCGCGGCGCACCGCACCGUGCAGAUCAUGUUCACGGUGCCCAAGGAGCCGCUGAGGGUCGUCAACGCCGAGAUUGAGCGGGAGGAGGAGAGCGUGCUGAUUGUGGAUCCUGCUGAUGAGGAUAAGGGCCAUGACAGUGACAGUGACAAUGGCAGGGCCGCACCAGCAGUGGACCAGCACCACCACCAGGAGGAGCAGCAGCAGCAGCAUGUUCGUGUUCCUCUUCCUCUCCCCAUUACCCAGAACGACGACGACGACAACAACAACAACAACAAUGCCAACAGACACAAAGACAGAGGAGACAGAUUGUCAUCUACCACCCUGGAACUUCCAACGGGAGUCUCCACCUCCACCUCCCCCUCCCCUUCCCCCUCGCUGCGCGCCCGCGCCCCGUCCCCGUCUGCCAUCUCCCUGACGACAGCGACGCUGCAUACCGCCGAGGCGGUGCGUCUGGAGCGGCCGCCCAGCAAGACGAGGGUCUUGGAGAUGGUGGAGAGCAUCGAGUCCCAGUCCCAGUCCCAACCCCAGUAG
This is a messenger RNA of Chaetomium strumarium, 3825 nucleotides long. RefSeq lists its product as uncharacterized. The record is from RefSeq and is a predicted model, not a curated record. Gene Ontology annotation, molecular function: protein binding. NCBI's taxonomy places the organism in Eukaryota, Fungi, Ascomycota, Sordariomycetes, Sordariales, Chaetomiaceae. The coding region runs from base 1 to 3825 and encodes 1274 amino acids. The transcript is spliced from 4 exons.